Arachis ipaensis is the source of this 5286-nucleotide messenger RNA. The record is from RefSeq and is a predicted model, not a curated record. NCBI's taxonomy places the organism in Eukaryota, Viridiplantae, Streptophyta, Magnoliopsida, Fabales, Fabaceae.
CUCAGCUGUAAUAUCAAAUACUAACAACAAUUGUCAUCCAAUUUAAAAUGGGUCAACUGGUUCUGGCAAAUAAAAAUAUUCUCUUCCUUCUCAUUUAUGGAGCUUUAAAAUUUCAAACAUAUAUUUUUGGUCUAUAUCUUGUCAUUGGAACAUUGAAACUCCGAGUUAAACCCCAAAGUAGUCCCUAAGAUUCACAAAUUGCACCGAUUUAGUCCCUGACUUCCCAAUUGCACCAUUUAUAUUCUUGAGAUUGGAAAAAAUGCACCUAGUGAGUCCCUUCUCCCUUUUCCAUUGAAUCUCCUUCCCGGCGGCAAUGAUGUGGCAUUUUUUUGCCACGCUGGACUAUGGAGAACGGCGUCGUAUUAGUAUUUUGGCGCUAAAAAAUAAAAACGACGCCGCUUCAUUCACGAAGGAGUUACCAAAACUUAUACCCCCCAUAUUCAAAGACUUCGUCACUUCAUCUUCUUCAUCACAUUUGAACUGAAAGCUCCAUAGCCUGGGUUCUGGUAGUCCUUUGAGGUUUUCUGUGGUAAGACAAAUUGGAGAGGUUCGAAACUUGCUCAUCGGUCGUUCAAAAUCGGGGAAGGAAGGAGCAAAGCUUCCUCGUGAAUCCCGUGACACAGAGGUAGACAUGCAGUGAAUAAACUAUUUUUUAUUUAUCUUUUAUAGAGUUAAGGUAUCCAUUGUUGUGAGUUUGAGUUGGAAAUUUUGUGUUGGUUGAUGAAAAAUUAUUGAAUGCUAUAGUAUUAGGUAGGGUUUAGGGUACUGGGUGGUGUGGGUUUGGAUUUUGUCAAUGCUCUGUUUUCACAUAGGGAAUGAGGGUGUUUUUACAAUGGCAAUGUGAUGAAGUAUCUGUUUUUAAACAAUAUUGGAUUAUGUUGUACUGUGGUUUGUUGAUUAUAUUAUAAGUAGCAUACAUUAGAUAAAUUGUGAUACUUGUUUUUCACUGUAGAUGGAAAAAUUGCUGGAUAUCAUGUUCCACCAUGGUGGGACCUUUAAGAAGAAUGAUGAUGGAAAAUUGGUUCACUCACCUGACAAUAGAAGUUGUUUAGGAGAUUUAGAUGAGGAUACCCUAGAUGUUUUUUUCGUGAGAAACUAUUUCAAGGAGCUGGGGUAUGACAAGGUAGUUGAGUGCUGGUGGCUGGUUUCUGGAAGGAGCUUGGAGGUGGGACUGAGAGCUCUGACAAGUGAUGAUGAACUAAGGGAGAUGUGCUUCCAUGCAGAGAGGAAUGAUGGAGUAGUUGAUGUGUUUUUUGAACAUGGAGUUUCCACACCUGAACUGAUGGAGGGAAAAAGGGAUGUGAUGUUACUUGAUUAUGAAGUAGAAGAGUUUUCACAUGGUGACUUACAGAGUAACAAGGAAACACAUGUGGAUACCUCAAAUCAAACCCCAGUUGACAAAUCGACUACAAACCCAAUUCCAAAUCUCUCAACUACAAACACAAUUCCUUCUACUACAACUCCCAUUCCAAACCAUCCUGCUGCUGACCCCCUCACUACAAAUCCCACCAAUGAAGAGCUCAACCCCAUGGAUGAACCUGAAAAUCUCAAACCCAAUUAUAGGCCCAACCCAAAAUUCAGUAGAAAAUCCAACCCAGCUCCCAUUGUGAAACAUAAUCAGAAGCCAACUCCAAAGCCCAAGAACCUUCUGAAGCCCAAGAAAACUCAUUCAAAGUCCAAGUCUAACUUCACUUCCAAACCCAAACCCAAAUUUAACCCACCUAAAAGAAUAACAAGAUCUCAGGCAAAGGGGAAGAGCACUAACAAAGACAAGGGACCUCUUCAUGUGGAUUUAACUGUCAAUGAAUCAGGAAGUAGUGAUGGCAGCUCUAGCAAUGAUGAAGAAUUGGUUGCAAGAGUUUCGAAACCAAUUAGGAAAGAGGUCAAAAAGGUUCAAAAGAAGGCAGGCAUGGCUAAAGGGAAGGAGAAGAUAGGAAAAGAUAAUAUAAUGCAAGAUGAUGAUGCAAUAGUUGAGGAUUUAUCAGAUGUAGAGGUGGACCUGGGUUUUGUAGGAAGUCCAGGUGAAGGAAUUUGGUAUGAAGCUCUCGACCCUGGUGCAGAAUCUGAUGGAGCCAACUCCUAGCACUCGGAGGAGAUGAAAACUCCUCCUAACUCUGAGGAUGAGAUGGAAUCCGAUGGGGAUUCAGAUGAAUUUCCCAUAUUCCAAGGGGGCCAAAGGUUUGGUGAGCUGCAACUUCAAGUGGGCAUGAAGUUCAAUACUAAACAAGAAUUCAGGGAGGCUGUGAAAGAGUUUACCAUUCAGGAGGGAAGGGGGAUUAAGUUCGUUAAGAAUGAUAAUAUCAGGUGUAGGGCAGUUUGCCAAGUAGAAGAGUGUGCAUAGGUUGUGUAUGCUUCAAGAGAUCAUGAGAACUGUUGCUGGCAGAUAAAGACAUUUUAUGAUGAUCAUACAUGUCCAAGAAAAAAUUCAAAUAGGGCUGCAAACAGAGCAUGGUUGGCUAGUAGGUUGGUUAAAAAGGUUAGAAAGUAUCCUAAUUUCAAGCAAUGUGAGACUGCAGUGUACUUUAGGUCGAAAUGUGAUCUAAUUCUGCAUAGAAACUCAAUAGCUAGAGCCUUGGCCGAUGCAAGGAAUGUUGUUUAUGGCGAUGAGAAGGCACAGUAUGCCUUGUUAAGGGAUUAUGCUGAAACGCUUCUGACAACGAGUCCCGGAUCUACUGUAAAGAUUGGGGUGAUUCCAUUGCCUGAUGGACAAGUCAUGUUUGAGAGAAUGUACGUUUGCUUGAUGGUUGCAAGAACGGGUUCAGAUCAGGGUGCCGCCCACUAAUUGGACUUGAUGGUGCAUUUCUGAAGACACAGAUUGGAGGCCAGAUAUUAUCAGCUGUAGCCCAAGAUGCAAAUCAUCACAUAUAUGUGAUUGCUUGGGCUAUAGUGAAUGUUAAAAAUAAGGAGAACUGGAAGUGGUUUCUUGAGCUACUCCACGAGGAUUUAGGAGACUAUAAGGCAAACGGGUGGUGUUUCAUAUCUGACAUGCAGAAGGGAUUGAUUUCUGCUGUAGAAGAUGUCAUGCCACAGGUCCAUCAUCGUUUCUGUGUAUGGCACCUGUGGCGAAAUUUCAACAAACAGUGGAAGGAUCUUGAGCUGAGGAGACUUCUUUGGGAUGCUGCUAGGUCAACCACGCUUCAAGACUUUAUUGAUAACAUGGACAAAAUAAAUAGGGUCAGCGAGGAGGCAUGGACAUACCUGAACAAGUGGCCAAUGCAUUCAUGGACAAAGUCUCAAUUUAGCCACAGGCCAAAGCUGGAUAAUAUUUGCAACAAUGCCUGUGAGGUGUUCAAUGCACGAAUCAAGGAGGCUAGGAGCAAGCCAAUCAUCACAUUGCUUGAAGAGGUAAGAAUGUUUGUUAUGCGAUCGAUUGCAAAGAAUAAAGUAAAGUUGAACAACCACGUGGGGAAACUACCUCCUGUUAUUCAGAGCCGAUUGGAAAAGGUUCGCAAGGAAUCAAAGAAUUGGGUUCCUAUAUGGACUGGAGAUGAAGAAUAUGAAAAAUUUGAGGUCCAUGGACACCCAACUAACAUGGUUGUUGAUUUAGGCAAGAGACUUUGCACUUGUCAGUUCUGGAUGUUAACAGGCAUUCCCUGUGUUCAUGCUUGUGCUGCUCUUGCACGGGUGAACAAGAGACAUGAGGACUUCUAUCAUCCCUUAGUCACCAUGGACUCAUACAGAAAGACAUAUGAACAUCACAUCAAUCCUCUCCUAGCAUCCCUAUGAAAAAAAUCAGCCUACAGUCAGUCCCAAACUCCUAACAUUAAACGUAGACUUGAAAAAUUGAUAACCAAAAGACGAAAGGAUGCUGAUGAGGGUACUAGUGGAAACAAGAAACCUAAGGGAGCCGUUACUCUAAAGAGACAGCUAAAGCCGUUCACAUGCACAUACUGUGGAAUAAAGGGCCACACCAAGAGGGGAUGUAAAAAAAAAGAGCCGAUGAACUAGCUGCUGCGCUUGCUGCUGCAGCAGCUGCUGUGGCGGCAGCCAAGUCCAAAACUGUCCCAGCUGAGAGUACACCUGCAGCUGAAGCUACAAACACCUCUAAUGUGGUACCACAAGUAGAUGAAGCUCCUCCUGGUGUAGCUGUCCAGAAUCAUGCUCAAGUGGAGGUUACCGAGAUUGACUUAUCCCAACCAAAUUAUGGUGGACACAAGAUGAGGUCCCACUACCACCACCACGAACAACAAGGCCAGAUAAAUUGCCAACAAAAAGGAAGAACUCACCAUCACCAGUAUCUGCUUCUCUUGAUCCCAUGCAAGGAGCAAGCGCAGCAACGUCUUUUAGGUUGGCAAACUUUUUGAAGUUUGUUCCAACUCCAGGGUUUAAACCACCAAGGAAGAAAAACACUAAGUAAUUGGAUGUUGUGGCUGCUGAAGUUUGACUGAUCACAUAUGGAAUUUAGGCACUAGUUGUUUCCUUAUUUUGGAUAUUUUCAUUUAGGAGUAGCACAUAACCACACUGUAAUGGUUAAUUUUUAUUUUUGGUAGUUAUAAACCUUUAAAAUUGGGCUUAUUUUAUUCCUUUUUGGUGCUGUAUUUUGGUGUUUAUCAGCUGCUACUCCUUUGACAAUGUUUGACAAUAUCUUAGUUAUAAUCAGAAUAUGGUUUUAUCAAUUUACUUGUUCUGUUUUAUUUAUUCAGUUUUGUUAUUAUCUUUGUAAACUAUUUACACAGAUCACACCAAUAAUUCAAAGAUUGCCCAUUCAUUCUUAAACAAUACACAACUGUUACAUUUUAACAAUCACAACCACUACAACAACUAACAGGAAAAAAAUCAACAACCCUAACAUUUGUAUUACAUAUUUCUGGCUCCUUAAUUCAGCCUCCAAAUUGCCAAUCCUCACUGCAACACUCACGCUAAUUUCUUCAUUGUUAUAUGCUGCAGCUUCUUCAAAAUUGCCAUUAUCAUCUUCUACAACAUCUGCUCAUCGAAAAAAUUCACACCACCGUUUUCCACUACACUGUCACCAGUAAAUUUAAGGAUUCAGGAGUUGAACAUUACAAAACAGAAACAACAUCUCUUAGACUCAAACUCACAUUAUAAUUCGGACAUCCGAAGAAGGGUUUGUCUGGGUGGGCAUCUGUUCCAGACCAUCGGAGCACAGGGCGUUUCCCACACCCACAACGAUCUGGAACUCGUGAGGCUCUGCUGCGACUAGGUGUCCUUGUGGUCGAUCGAAUAGAACUCUCGUCUCCCUCAUUUGCACGUCCAACCAUGGUUAAACCCAACACAGCAACGACGAAUGAAUCGAACAGGGAAGAAGAAGAAGAAGAAGAAGAAGAA